Messenger RNA from Neurospora tetraspora, 1131 nucleotides. RefSeq lists its product as uncharacterized. The record is from RefSeq and is a predicted model, not a curated record. Bases 1 to 1131 code for a protein of 376 amino acids. Lineage: Eukaryota; Fungi; Ascomycota; Sordariomycetes; Sordariales; Sordariaceae. The transcript is spliced from 3 exons.
AUGGACGUCGAAACCAACCGAAAUUUGCGUCCGAGAAGCCCGCACAACUACAAGCAGGAUGCUUUGUAUGGGGCAAUCAUUGUCGGCACGGUUCUCUCGUCCCUUUCCCUUGCCCUCCGGAUAUAUGCCAGGCGCAGCACCAGGACCGCAAAGCACUGGCGACGCGAUGACUGGCUCAUGUUCUUCGGUCUGCUGUGGAGCUUCGGUGUUAUCGCCGCCCUAGCACACGGUUUGACCGUCGGACUGGGCGAUCAGGCGUUGCCGAAGACGGAUCACGACAAACUCUGGCUCCCAAGAUCCAAUGCAGCCAUGUUGAUGUUCCAGAACUUGUGCGUCUUUUGCGUCAAGGCGUCAAUUCUCGACUUCAAUACCAGCAUCUUCCGUGGAAGUAUGUUUCGGAAGGUGGCAUGCGCGGUCUUCAUUGUAACUGCCGUCAACUCUUUCACCGGCUUGUUGAUCGCACUUUUACAGGAGAUUGCUGUCUGUCCGCGACCUGACGGGAAAUGUUUUGGCGAGAGCAAAUUCGUUGUUCCACUCACAACUGGAAUUAUAUCGACAGUAUGCGACAUCGUCAUAUACGCCAUGCCAAUACCAGUCCUGGCAAAACUCGGCGUGGACAGAAGGACUCGGAUUGGUCUUUGCUGUGUGUUCCUCUUGGGCCUUCUUUGCAUUGCUACAAGCUUUGCUCGGUGGGCUGCAAUGAUCCAAGACCACCCCAUGGAUCCAGUCACCAUGCCGAGUGACAUUCGCAUCGGGCUCUGGACGUACGUUGAGUUGUCGGCAGGCAUCACCUGUGGCAACCUUCCUAUCCUGGCGCCAAUGUUUGGCUGCGUUGGCCCACGGCGCGGAAGAGGAACAGGUCGCCAGGUCGUCGCUGCGGAAGACGGAAGCGCCCUCACCUUUGCACCUCUCUUUGACUGGGAGCGACAUCGAGCUGAAUGUUCUGUCGGUGCCAGCGGCGAGCAGUGCAAGCACAAUGUCAGCGGAGCCACCCCAGACUCUUACCAGGUGUUCAAGUCAAAGGCUGUCGUCGGUUUUGGACAGGAGGAGGAGCAGAGCCGGGUUCGAAUCGUUGGGUUGAACAGGCGAACAUCAUCGGAAGAAGAAGAUUUCAAGAAUACAGUGAACUGA